AUUUGGUGAAAUAUACAUUAUUGUGUAACUUAGCCUCCUUUAACCGAAUUCCAGCCAAAAUUAACACUGGAAGCACUAAUUAGAGAGGGAAAAAUUAAAUUGUCUUCAGCGUGAAUUUAGCUGCAAGUGUUACAUCGAUUGUUUUAACUGUACGCCAGAUGGCGCUAGUGUACUCGUGAUGUUGUUACAUACUGUAAGGGCGUGUGAGUGCUUGUGUAAAAAAUUAAGUGUUUCGUGAUAUUCCAAGCGCUAAUGGACAACCAAAUCGGUAUACGAGUGGAGAUGUGAAGGAGCGGACUUACAAACACACGCCAAACAGUGCCUUAGCUACAUAAUUAUAUACAUCAUUUUAUUAGUUAGAGAUAGAGUAGGUAGAGCACAAACGAACGAACUUUAACGAAGACUUAACGAAACAAUUUGGAGGCAGCCGACACACCGCAAGCACAACCGCGCGCGUGACGUAGUCUGCGCCUGCGCGUCGAGCAAGCGCUACACGGCAGCUGGAGGCGCCUGACCGCGCCCUCGAGCUCGUCCCAACACCGGCCGCGGCACCGCUCGUUCAGCCACGAGAGGCCGAAGCCUGCAGCACCACGCAGGGGCAGCUUGCAAUCCUCGGAGAGCGACCCCACCGACCCGCCACGCACGCAAACUGCUACUAUACAUAAGCCGCACUCCGUCAACAUGGCGACGCUGUCGCUGAAGAUCUCGCUGGAGGGCGGCAAGGUGGUGAAGACCAUCCAGUUCGAGCCCUCCACCAGCGUGUACGACGCGUGCCGCAUCAUCCGCGAGAAGAUCCUCGAGGCCAACACCAACGACCCUAAAGAGUAUGGGCUCUUCCUUGCGUCAGAGGAAGACAACAAGAAGGGCAUCUGGCUGGAAGCGUCCAGGAGCUUGGACUACUACAUGCUGAGGAGUGGAGAUCUCUUGGAGUAUAACAAGAAGACCAGGAAUUUGCGAGUGCGGAUGUUGGAUGGCACAGUGAAGACGCUGCUAGUGGACGACAGUCAGAUAGUGGCCAACCUGAUGGUGGUGAUCUGCACCAAGAUCGGCAUCACCAACUACGACGAGUAUGGCUUGGUCCGAGAGGAACAGAAAGAGGAGGCGGACCCAUGCGAGAAGCCCAACUACGGCACCCUGACCCUCAAGCGGCGCCACCAGGAGAAGGAGCGGGACGCCAAGAUGGAGCAGUUGCGGAAGAAGCUGAGGACGGAUGAUGAAGUGAACUGGGUGGAGCCGUCCAAGACGCUGCGCGAGCAGGGCGUGGAGGCGGCCGAGACGCUGCUGCUGCGGCGCCGCCUCUUCUUCUCCGACCGCAACGUGGACUCGCGCGACCCCGUGCAGCUCACGCUGCUGUACGUGCAGGCGCGCGACGCCAUCCUCGCCGGCACGCACCCCAUCACGCAGGACAAGGCGUGCGAGUUCGCUGGCAUCCAAUGCCAAAUCCAGUUCGGAGACCAUAAAGAAGACAAACAUACCCUCGGAUUCCUUGAUCUGAAGGAGUUCCUGCCGGCGUCGUACGUGAAGGUGAAGGGCAUCGAGAAGAAGGUGUUCAAGGAGCACCGCAAGCACGUGGGGCUCAGCGAGCUGGACGCCAAGGUGCUGUACACCAAGAGCGCGCGCGACCUCAAGACGUACGGCGUCGCCUUCUUCCUCGUCAAGGAGAAGAUGAAAGGCAAGAACAAGCUGGUGCCGCGCCUGCUCGGAGUCACCAAGGACUCCGUGCUGCGACUGGACGAGAAGACCAAGGAGAUCCUGCAGACCUGGCCGCUCACCACGGUGCGCCGCUGGUGCGCCAGCCCCAACACCUUCACCCUGGACUUCGGCGACUACAGCGACCAGUACUACUCGGUGCAGACGACGGAGGCGGAGCAGAUCCUGCAGGUCAUCGCCGGCUACAUCGACAUCAUCGUGCGCAAGCGGCGCGCGCGCGACCACCUCGGCAUCGAGGGCGACGAGGGCUCCGCCAUGCUGGAGGACUCCGUCUCGCCCUCCAAGGCCAACAUAAUCCAGCACGACACGCUGAAGGCGUCGGGCAAAGUCAACACCACGUCAGUGGCCAAGCCAGCCGUGCUGAGGCCCGGCGCUGAAGGCGCCAAGCCGUUCGCGGUGGGACACGUGACGGGGGCGCAGCAGACCACCGUGUCGGGGCAGGUGCUCACCGGACACACGCCGCCCGCUGCGAGUCAGGUGCAGCAGACCAAGGUGACGUCGGUGCUGACGGAGCCGCAGCGCGCGCUGCUGUCCACCAUCACCAGCGGGAAGGAGAUCAUCAAGCAGACGGAGGCGAGCCUCACCAGGACGGCGCUGCCGGCGCUGGGGCAGGACGCGGGCUCGGUGAAGUGGAUGCGCGCCACCAUGGACAGCAGCAAGCAAGUGGUGACGUCACAGAUCGCCGCCAUGAACGCCGCCACCGCGCAGGUCGUCACGCUCACCGCCGGUCCCACGGAGGAGGUGGACCACACGGCGGUGGGCGCCGCCAUCACCACCAUCACCAGCAACCUGCCGGAGAUGACCAAGGGCGUGCAGAUGAUCGCCGCGCUCAUGGACGACACGCAGAACGGCGACCGCCUGCUGGACGCCACGCGCAAGCUGUGCUCCGCCUUCUCCGACCUGCUGAAGGCGGCCGAGCCCGACACUAAGGAGCCACGACAGAACCUUCUCAACGCGGCUUCGAGAGUUGGAGAAGCUUCCACCAGCGUCCUCUAUACCAUCGGCGAGGAAACCGAGGAAGAUAAGGAAACCCAGGACAUCCUGCUGUCGCUGGCCAAGGCGGUGGCCAACACGACGGCGGCGCUGGUGCUGAAAGCCAAGCACGUGGCGUCGCAGUGUCGCGACGAGCAGCCGCUGCAGAACUGCAUCAUCGCCGCCGCCACGCACUGCGCGCUCGCCACCAGCCAGCUCGUCGCCUGCGCCAAGGUGGUGGCGCCCACGCUGCACAGCCCGGCGUGCCGCGAGCAGCUGGCGAGCGCGGCGCGGCAGGUGGCGGCGGCCGUGCAGCGGCUGGUGGCGGCGUGCGAGCGCGCGCCCGCGGCCGCCGCGCCCGGCGUCGAGCAGCUGACGGCGGCGGCGCAGCGCGUCUCCGACGAGCUGGAGCGCCUGCUGGCGCACUGCGACCUCGACCGGCGCGUGCAGCCGACGGUGAUGGAGCAGUCGGUGGAGAGCGUGAUGUGCGCGUCGGAGCGCGUGGCGGACGCGCCCGACGCGCCCGAGAUGGUGCGCCGCGCGCGCCUGCUGGGUCAGGCCACCGCGCGCCUCAUUGCUGACAUCAAGACGGAGGCGGAGAAGCAGCCGUCGGAGAGCCAGCGCAAGCUGCUGGCGGCCGCCAAGCUGCUGGCCGACGCCACCGCGCGCAUGGUGGAGGCGGCGCGUCUCUGCGCCUCGCAACCGCAGGACCGCGAAAAGCAAGAGGCGCUGCGGCGCGCGGCCGAGGAGCUGCGCUUCAUCACCGUGGACUACGCGCAGGGACAGGACGUCGUGGGCUCGCAGCUGGCGCGCCUGUCGGAGAGCGCGCGCCAGGCCGCGUCCAGCGCCACGCAGCUCAUCACGUCGGCGCACAACGCCACGCAGUACAACACCAACAAGUACUCGCAGGAAACUCUGCUAUCAGAAUGCGAAGUGCUGAACGAGCAGAUCCCCCGCAUGGCGCAAGCGGCCCGCACCGCGCAGGCCAGGCCGGCCGACCCGGCCGCUAACUUGGACCUCAUCACCGCCUCUGAGACCUUCUUGCAGCCGAGCGGGCACGUAGUGCAGGCCGCGCGCGGCGUGCUGCCCACCGUGAGCGACGUGUCGGCCGCCAAGAUCCUCGCCGACACCACGCACCAGUUCACCACCAGCUGCGCCGACCUCAGGUCGGCGGUGAGCCGCGCGCGCGUGUCGUGCAAGGGCGUGGAGCUGGACGCCGCGGCGGAGAUCAUCCGCAGCCUGCAGGCCGAGCUGGACGAGGUGGAGCAGGCCGCGCGCGACCUGGAGCUGCGCCCCCUGCCGGGACAGACGGCGGAGUGGGCGUCCGCGCGGCUGCAAAGCGCGUGCCGCAGCGCCGCGUCCGCCACGGCGCAGCUGGUGAGCAGCGCGCGCCGGAGGGAGAGCCCGGGCUGCGCGCGCGCCGCCGCCGACCUGGCCGCCGCGCUCAGGGACUUCGCCCCGCCGCUGCGCGCCACCGUGGCCACCGCGCCGCAGCAGUACCAGCGCAGGGUGAUCAAGUCAGGUCGCCAAGUGCUGCACUCUUCUCUGACCCUGGUGGAGACUGUCAAGCAUCAGUUCUCGAGCUCCGAGGAGCCCGACACGUCCAAUCUCAUGAGCUUGGCCAAGAAUAUUAGUGAGGGCAUGGAGGAAGCCAUCGGCGCAGUGCCGUCGCACGCCGAGCUGGACGCCGCCAUAGAGAACAUCGCGCACACGCUCGACAUCCUGGACAUGGGCGAGUUCCCGCACACCGACAAGAGCUACGGCGAGCUGCAGACGGAGCUGAACUCGGCGGCGGUGGAGCUGAGCGGCGCGUCGUCGCACGUGGUGGACAGCGUGGCCACGGAGCGCCUGCCCGCCUCCGCCGCCGACUUCCAGGCCUCCUUCGACCGCCUGGUGGCCGUGUGCCUGGAGAUGGCCGGACACGCAGAGGAGACGGAGAGCCGCACGCAGAUGGUGAGCUCGCUGAAGACCGUCACCGUCAACUCGUCCAAGCUGCUGAGCACCGCCAAGUCCGUCAGCCAGGACCUGACUCGUCCCAACGCAAAGAACCAGCUGGCGGCCGCGGCGCGCGCCGUCACCGAGAGCAUCAACCAUUUGGUGGACGUGUGCACGGAGGCGGCACCGGGGCAGAAGGAGUGCGCCGCCGCCAUCCGCAACAUGGAGAGCAGCCGCCCGCUGCUGUCGGCGCCCACGCAGCCCGUCAGCGAGCUGGGCUACUUCGCCUGCCUCGACGCCGUCGUGGACCAGAGCAAGCUGCUGAGCGAGGGCAUGUCGGGCAUGGCGAGCGCGGUGAAGACGGCGGAGACGGACAAGUUCUCGCGCAGCGUGGGCACCGUGGCGCAGGCGGUGCAGGGGCUGGUGGAGUGCGCGGCGCAGGCGGCGUACCUGGUGGCCGUGUCGGACGAGACCAGCGUGGCGGGACGCGCGGGGCUGGUGGACCAGGCGCAGUUCGCGCGCGCCGCCGCCGCCAUCGAGCAGGCGUGCCGCACGCUGGCCGAGCCCGCCGCGGACCAGCAGCGGGUGCUGUCGGCCGCCACGGUGGUGGCCAAGCACACGAGCGCGCUGUGCAACGCGUGCCGCGGCGCGUCGGGCCGCUGCGCCGAGCCGCAGAGCAAGCGCCACUUCGUGCAGGCCGCCAAGGACGUGGCCAACUGCACCGCGGCGCUCGUCAAGGAGAUCAAGGCGCUGGACGCGGACUACUGCGACGCCAACCGCGCGCGCUGCGCCGCCGCCACGGGCCCGCUGACGGAGGCGGUGCGCAGCCUGCAGCAGUUCGCCGACAGCCCCGAGUUCGCCGCCGUGCCCGCCAAGAUCUCGCCGCAGGCGCGCGACAACCAGGAGGCCAUCCUGCAUUGCGGCCGGAACAUAAUAACGGAGUCGUGCUCCAUGGUGGAGGCGGCGCGCGCGCUGGCUCUCAGCGGCACGGAGCGCACGCACUGGCACGCGCUGGCGCACCACAGCAAGGCUGUGUCCGACACCAUCAAGUCGCUGGUGGCCAACAUCCGGGAGAAGGCCCCAGGCCAGCGCGAGUGCGGCGCGGCGCUCGAGACGCUCAACAAGCAGCUGCGCGAGCUGGACCAGGUGGCGCUGCAGGCCGUGGGCCAGGAGCUGCAGCCCAGGCAGGCCAACACGCUGCAAGGUUACUGGGAGCAGAUGGAGAACAGCGGCGCGGAGAUAGCGGAGCGCUUGGAGCCGCUGCGCGUGGCGGCGCGCAGCGAGGCUGAGAACCUGGGCCACGCUGUGGUGCAUCUGGUGUCGUACGUGUCGCCGCUGGUGGUGGGCGCGGCGGGCGCGGCGUCCAACAUGACGGAGUCGGCGGCGCAGGCGGCGCUGCUGCAGCACGCGCGCACCGUGCUGGAGACGCUGGCGCUGCUGCUGGCGGCCGCCAAGCAGGCGGGCGGCAACCCGCGCGCCGCCGCCGCGCACGCCGAGCUGGACGCGCAGGCGGCGCUGGCGCGCGGCGCGCUGGGCGAGCUGGGCGCCUUCGCGCGCGAGCUGAGCACGCAGCGCGGCGCCGUGGGCCCGCUGCUGGACAGCGUGGCGCGGGCCGUGGCGCGCCUCACCGAGCACCGAAUGUCGCUCAUCGGCUCGUACGACGAGACGGACUCCUUCGUGGACUACCAGACGAGGAUGGUGGGCGCCGCCAAGGACAUCGCGCGCCUCGCCACAGACAUGACGGCGAAGGCGGCGACGGAGCCGACGCGGCUGGUGGAGGUGGGCAGCGACAUGUGCGGCAGGUACGAGCGCCUCGCCGCCGACAGCGUGGGCGCGUCCGCCACCACGCCCAACGCCGACGUCGCCAACAGGAUCCGCCUGACCGCGGUGGAGCUGGGCGAGGCGGUGUCGGAGCUGGUGCGCGCGGGCGGCCACUGCCGGCUCUCCGCCAUCGCGCAGAACCAGAAGGCCGUGGCCGAGUCGGCGCGGAAAGUCAACGAGAAGGCGGUGAGCGUGCUGAGCGCGCUGCAGGCCGGCUCGCGCGGCACGCAGGCGUGCAUCGACGCGGCCGCCACCAUCGCUACCAUCCUGGGGGACCUGGACACCACCAUACUGUUCGCCAGCGCCGGCACUCUCCAAUCGGACAAGGAAGGUGACACGUUCUCCAACCACCGGGAGAACAUCCUCAAGACGGCGAAGACGCUGGUGGAAGACACCAAGACGUUGGUGGGCGGCGCCGCCGGCAGCCAGGAGCAGCUGGCGGCGGCGGCGCAGAGUGCCGUGUCCACUAUCGUGCAACUGUGCGAGGUGGUGAAGCAGGGCGCCACGUCGCUGAGCGGCGCGGAGCCGCAGGUGAUGGUGCUGCACGCGGCGCGCGACGCAGCCGCCGCGCUGCGCGACCUGGCCGCCGCCACCGCCGCCGCCAGCGGCAAGAGCGUGGCGCACCCCGACAUGCACGCGCUCAAGCACGCCGCCAAGCGACUGUCAGACCCGAAGCGAUGGAGCCUCCCCAUCAAAACUAACACUGUGCCGCGCAGCAAGAGGCGCUCGAUAACCAUACGGGAGUACAACUCGUGCGACUCCGAGACGGACAUGUUCCAGUCCGACCAGGAAGACGAACUCGUCAAGCUCCUAGACUAUUCCAGCCACGACGACGACGUGUCUCCUACCAUAUUCCACGACAGUUGCGAAGAACUGAUCGCUCACAUCGAAAGUAAAAUGAUUAAACCACCGGCUAGGUUCACCAACGAUGACGUGAACACUCGAUACAAUAUAGCUUCACGUAACAGCUUAUUCGACAUGGAUUGGCGCGUAGUCAAAUAUGGAGAAAAUAUAUUUUUAGCAGAACUUAAGAAACUUGUAGAUUUGUAUUUAAGCUGUAUUGAUAAAGAUGAAAACAGAAAGAGAAGACACGCCCAAGAGAAAGAUAGAGCUACGUCGGAUCUCGACAGUGAAAUGAAACGAUUAUCUCAAGUCAUGGAUGACUUAGAUUGGCAAGACGUGCUUAACGAAAACAUCAAAACUACCAUAACUACCACAGUGAUUGAAUCGGUUCCUAAGAAAGCAAAAUUCGAAAAGCCAAAACUUAAAAGUCCAGUGUUCAAAGUAAAAAAGGUGAAACCGAUCAAUUUGAUAGUUAACUUAGACAUUCAGACAUCCGAGUCAAACGAAGCUUUAAAAACGCCGCUACAUGAAGUUAAAAAAGAAACAUCGCCACCAAAAACAGAUAUAGAGAGUAAAACUACUACAGAAAUAAAUAAAACUCAAUUUUGGAAUAUGUUCAAAGACGAUACAGUUUGGUGGAAGGCAUUAGCAAAAAGAAAUUUGGAAAAAAUGGAGGAAGCGAGACGUGAGUUGGAACGCUUCAGUGGCCAUGAACUGGUUUUGGGAGAAAUAAGAUCAGAAAUAGAUAAAUACGAAAAGGAAAAAGAAACUUUACAAAGCUUCAUCGAAGAAGUUGACAAAUCUAAAGCUAUUAACAAAGAUCUUGAAUAUGACAAAAAAUAUGAAGAUAUGGUUCUGAGACUUAUUGAAUUUGCGAAAAAAGAUUUUAUUUAUAAAGGGUUUGAUCCCUUGAUUGAACAAUUGAAGCUACUCUCUAACAUACAAAUAGAAGGUAGAAAGAAACACAUUGUCAACAUUGAAGAUAUUAUAAACGUUUACACUAAAAUCGACAUAUCUAAAUACACAUAUGAAGAACUUUGCCUAUUGGAGAAAUAUUACAAAGAAAUUAUUAGAAAAUACAAAAGUGAAACGCGUGAAAAAGUAAAUCAUAGACCAGUAGAAUAUGUAGACAGAGAAAAGGAAAAUAGAUCUGCGCCGCCAUCCUACCACAGAAAUGUUGUUCUGAACGUUAAUUCACAACACAAUUUAACUAAAAACGUCAAUCAUUACAGCACAACCAAUGUUACUAACAUUCAUAGUCUAAAAACGAUUAAAAAUAAGAAUCGCAAGUCCCAGAAUAAUCUAGAAAUUUUCGACCUAACUCGCACUUAUCCUUCCGAAUACUACGCAAAUAACUGGUGGUCGAUUUACGAAGAUAUCUUGAAAAAUAGAGAACAUCAAUUUGGCACCAUAGACAAUUGGUGGAACUUCUAUGAAGCUAUUUUGAAUAGCAAAGAUAUCAGCGAAGAGGAGUUGAGAAGGAUCAGAUCUGUCGUGGAACAUAGAAUGAAGAGAUCGAGACCGAACAGUAGAAUGGAGGAACAGUUGAGAAUGUUAGACGAAGUCAAGAACGCAAGGUUUCAGGAAACGGAAGAUGUCGCAACAACCGGCAAUGAAUCGGUGAUGGUGACGAACGUGACGUCACUGCUGAAGACGGUGAAGGCGGUGGAGGACGAGCACACGCGCGGCACGCGCGCGCUGGAGUCCACCAUCGAAGCCAUCUCGCAGGAGAUCGAGGUGCUGAUGUCGGCGGCGCCGCCCAAGGCCACCGCGUCGGUGGAGGAGCUGGUGCGCAGCACGCGCCUCAUGACGGCGGCCACGGCGCGCGCGGUGGCGGCGGCGGGGCAGGACCAGCUCACGGCCGCCGCCAACCUCGGCCGCCGCACCGUGCUCGACAUGCUGGCCGCUGCCAAGGGCGCGGCGCACGCGGCGGAGACGGAGGAGCUGCGCGCGCGCACGCUGGCGAGCACGCGCGCGGCGGCCGAGGCGUACCGCGCGCUGCUGGCCGCGCUGCUCAGCGCCCCGGCGCGCGCGCAGCUGCCCGAGCUGUCGCGCCGCGUGGCGCAGGCCGUGGCCGACAUGCUGGCCGUCGCCGAGCUGCUCAAAGGCUCGGAGUGGGUGGACCCCGCGGACCCCACGGUGAUAGCGGAGCAGGAGCUGCUGGGCGCCGCCGCGUCCAUCGACGCCGCCGCGCGCAAGCUGGACGCGCUGCGCCCGCGCGCGCCCAAGGCUCAGGAGACGGACGAGAACAUGAACUUCGACGAGAUGAUCCUGGAGGCCGCCAAGUGCAUCAUCGCCGCCACCUCGGCGCUGGUGCGCGCCGCCUCCGCCGCGCAGCGCGAGCUCAUCGACCAGGGCAAGGUGGCGCGGCGGCCCGCGUCGUCGUCGGACGACGGGCAGUGGUCGGAGGGGCUGGUGUCGGCGGCGCGCCUGGUGGCGGCGGCGGCGCACGCGCUGGUGGAGGCCGCCAACGCGCUGGUGCAGGGCGCCGCGUCCGAGGAGCGCCUCAUCUCCAGCGCGCGCCAGGUGGCGUCCAGCACGGCGCAGCUGCUGGUGGCCUGCAAGGUGAAGGCGGACCCCAGCUCGGAGUCCACGCGGCGGCUGCAGGCGGCGGGCGCCGAGGUCAUCCGCUCCACCGACAACCUGGUGCGCGCCGCGCGCGACGCCAUCACCUGCGACGACGAGCGCAGCCUGGUGCUCAACCGCCGCAUGGUGGGCGGCAUCGCGCAGGAGAUCGACGCCCGGUCCGAGGUGCUCCGCAUAGAGAAGGAGCUGGAGGAGGCGCGCGGGCGGCUGACGGCCAUCCGCCAGGCGAAGUACAAGCUGCGGGACACGUCCGGCGCGUCCGGCGACGAGACCGACACUGACCACCCGGGCUACUCCAGCGACGCCUCGCACACGCCCACGCCGCACAGAUUCAAAACACCAUCGAGCAGUUUCGCCAACACGACCUACAGCCCGAACAGCACCUUCACCACCCACAACACCACACAAAACACAACCCACAACACCACACACAACAGCACCCAGAACACACAGAACAUAAGCCACCACGUCUCCAGCCUGUCCCAGUCCGUCCACGGGCCACCGACGUCCCCCGGGUACAACAAGAACGGGUUCAGCCGGGACGAGAAGAUCCAGAGCCCCUCGUUCUCCAGCUUCAGACCGCUGGACGACACCCCCAAACAGAACUAUGAAGGGUUUACCACACGAGAAAAAGCCUCCAAUGACAGAACGAUGAAAAAUAAGACGAGCAUGUCGGAGGAGACGGUGGUGGUGCGCACGUUGCAACUGCCCGAGGUGCGCACCGCUCACUUGGUAACGGAGGGCGAGGUGGGAGCCCCCGGGGCAGGCCGUGAGAGGAUAUACUAUAGGAGGGAGCCGCCGCCGCCGCCGCCGCGCCGCGCCUCGCUCCUCAACUACGAAACCCGACUGUACGACACGCCGCGACCCACGCACGACUACUACACGCAAUCGUCUAAAUCGGAUGAACAGCGUCACUACGAAUCCUCGUCCUCGUACAAAGAUCAGAGGUUCGGCUACGACGCGCCCAGAGCGCCGCCCAUGAGUCCCAAAUUCAACGCCAGAGACCUGAAAUUCGACGAAAAGCCUGAGCCUAUAUAUUCCACCCUCAAAAAACCGUUCGAUGGUGUCGGACAAACGUUCUCCGAACACCAGAAAACGUCGGAAGCCAUCCCCGGGGGCACGAAGCAGUCCGAAUACACCAUAAAGAGCGAGUCGUACCAAUCGUACCCGAAAACGGAGUUCUUCAAAACGGAGACUCGACAGGAGACCAAAUCUCCCUUCGCGACGUCCACUCCGGCCAAGACGCAAACGGACUUCGUGGAUUACUCCAAAAACAUGGACAUCGUGAAAGCCGCUACUCCGGAAUACGAGAGGAUCUCGUCGCCGUAUGGGAGAGAAGCCCACGGCUACGGAGGGCCGAACUUCUUCGAGGAGACCACCACGGAGGUGAAGGAGAUACCGAACGGCACCCAGAAGAUAACCAAAACCACCAUCUACAGCUCGUCCCCGGUCAACUUGACGACCACGAAUACUAAAUACGAACCCAUCAAACUCGAAGGCAUCGAUGAACUGUCGAAAUUCGAUAACGACUCUCGAUACAGCACAUUGGAUUCUCGAUUCAACACGCUGGAGUCGAAAAUGAGUUCGGACACGAGCAGGUCGUUCAUGCGGCCGUCCGACUUCCAGACGUCCGACUACCAGGCGACCACCAGCGUCACCAAAGUCAAGAAGCCGUCGGACCUGGUCAAGGAAAUCGACUCCAUGGACAGGAAGUUCUCGAAACAAUCGAUAACGUCCGAAACGAUCGAGAAGAAAUCGAUCAUGACCAGCUCUCACAAGUCUGAGACCAGCUCCACGGUAACAAAGAAGUUUGGAAACUUUUAAAGGUUUGAUUCUUGAUCUUUCGAGGUUAUGUUUAUUGCUUGAUGUUGUGUGUGUAUGUGUGUGUGGAACAGUAGAUGUUAGAAUUAAGGUGGAAACAUACUUUAAAAUAUCCGCACCUCCAUUGCUUACCAUUACAACAGUUUGCGAGAAUUAAAAAAUAUGUUUUCACCCCUUAAAAAAUCUCGUAUUGUGCCUGCGUUUUAACUUAUGAGUUUGCAACUUAGCAUUAAAAUAUACUUAGUAUAAUCGAAGGUGCUCUUAGAAUGAAUUAAAUGUAGUGCCUGAAUCUGGUGUCAGAAUAAAUAUUAUUGAAAAAAUUAUAAAAAUGAUCAAUUUCGUUUGAAGUUCUUUGACCCCGUCGUAGAUCUUAAACAUUUAUAUAGUACUUUUUAUUUUGAAAUGUUUAUUAUUAAAUAUAUAUCCUCAUUGUUGGGUAACUUUUUUGACAGGUUGUCAACCGUGUCCAUACAAAGCCGCGGUUGACCGCUACUGUCAAAUUGUGUAUGGUGAUCUAGAAUUCACAAAGUGCUAAUCCCUCGGGAGACCUUAUGGAUAGAUGCCUUUAUUAAAUAUGUAUACAUGUACAAUACUAUAAAUCCAAAAUGAAAUUUAAAAAAUUAAAAGAGUUUUAUGGUGACGGAAUUUUUAUAAAAAAUACUGGUGCGUUUAAAUAAAAAUAAGUUUUUCUAAAUUUUGUGCCUGUAUAGCCGCGUGUGCCACAAUUGAGAUGAAAUAUUAUAAAUAAGUAUUUAUUAUAAAAAAUCCAACUAUUUAUAAACAUUAUAUUUUGAAGAUUAUAAAAUCUCGAAAGCGUAAUACUCCGACAUACCUACUCGUAAGUAAGGCUAAGGACUGAUGUCUAACUUUAGAGGUUAUUAUAUAUUUUUCAACAAUUUUUAAAUAUUGCAUUUUAUGAAGAAAAGUUUUUAAAGAAACAUUAAAUGGUUGGAUUUUUUAAUAGAAUAGAGUUUAUCUAGAGUGCCUUUAAAAAUAUGUAUUUAAGAUAUAUUGAAAUAUACAUUAAAGCUAUCGGGUCUAUGUUCUGUGUCUCGAACAUUACAUGUGAAGUACAUUUUUGCAUUUGACAGCUAUCUGAUGACACUUUUGAUAGAUUUUUUUACAUUUGUACAGACUGUAUUCAACUACAUUUUAUAUACAAAGAUUUUUUAAAUAAUUUAAUUUUAAUAACCACUUUACAUUUUAACAACUAGGUUUUUUAUUUUAUUUUGCCUUAACAAUAUAUAUAUUUUAAUCAUAUAUAUUUGGGCAGAUUUUUGAUGAUAACAUUUUAUCUGAAAACGUGCUGUUAUGACGUAUAUAAUGUCAAAUUGAUGAUAAGUAAAAAUUAAAUUUCCUUGUGACUAUUGAACAUCGAAUAUAACCAACUAAAUGAUUGUGACGUGCAUAUUCAACUAUAUGAAGUAUUAAGACGCUGUAGUGUAAGAAUAAACGUAGAAAACUGAAAAACAUAGGUCCGAAGUGUACUGUGCCAUAGAUAGAGACUUAUUUAUAAGCAUAUUAUGUAACAAAGUUUAAUUAUGUAUGAAUAUACUUAAAUUAAAAUUUAUUAAAAAUAAAUAAAAAUGUCUGCUACUUUUUAGUGAUGUUUGGUGCAAUUUUUUUAUAAUUAACUUGAUUUUUUACCGACUAACUUGAGUUUAUUUAACUAAUCGACUAAGUACAAUUAAAUGUAACUGCAAAGAUUUCAUAAGCUUGGAGAAAAAAACAUAUAGUAAGAACAAAAUAAAAAUCAUUUAAACUUUCAACUAUAAUUGUUGUUUGGCUUUACAUUUUAAGCAGCUAAGUAUUAUUUCUUUUAUUUAAUGGUAAAUAUAAUUAAUGUUAAAAAUUGUUGCUUAUGCAAUCUUAUAUUACUAAAAAUAAAAGCAUGUUUUUAAAAUUAUUAUAUUUAUUAAUCACUAAAUACUUUAGUGUUUGUGUUAAAUAUAUAAAUUUUUAUUUUUUAUUGCAUUGAUUCAGAUGAAAAAUAUGUUUUGUAUUUUUUUUUUUGUAGCGUAGUGACGACGAUAGAAAUGGCGUCGCCUGUCUCGACGAAUUAUGUAAGAUUAAAUAAUAUUUUCAUUUAAUUUUUUUUUUUUAAUUAGGGCCCUUUUGUAUGUUAUUUAUAUUAUGAAAUAUAACCUUUUCAUAGUACGUAAUUGGUAAAACAUAAUUAUGAUUAAUACUUUAAUAGUAUUUUCUUUUUCCGUGUGAAAAAUGUGUUAAAUUAUUAUUAUUUUUAUAUAGUAGGAAUACAUUAAAAGGGCUCUUUUUAAAUUUUUUAAAUAUUAUAUUUUAUUUUUAAAUACGAAAGGUGCCUUGAAACCGCAGGUUAUUUUUUUUAUUAUACUUACAAAGAAAUAAAAAUAAUUUUAAAAUAGUCUUAGUAUAGCGAUGCCCGCGGAAGCGAUUCGUCCACUGAAGGUAUUGAAACACCAAUAACAUAGAUAUGUGUAUGAUAUACAAUAAAGCGUGUGUGUAAAUAGGCACGCAACAACUUAUACUUCUUUGGCGUGAAUUGGAAAAGAUUUAAAUGUUUUUCAAUGUACGGCGACAUCUGUCAUAUUCACACAUCAUCAUUCAUAUUCACAUAGAUGCAAGUUGGCCGUCCAAAGAACUUGUGUUUACAUUCUGAUCCGAUUCACCUGACGCACCAAAGAAUGUAUAACUUGAAAAAAAUAAUAUUUAUGACAAAUAUAAUUAUAUAACUUUAACAUUUUUGGCAGUUUUAACACUUAGAACUAUCUUGUCUUAGAUUAGAUUGAGAGUAAAUUAUACAUUUCUUUAACAUUUUGUAAAGAAAUCUUUAUGAUAGAUGUAUAAAAUGUAUGUAACGCGCUGAAAUUAUAAUAAUUGCUUAAAUAUAUAAUGUAGCGCCCUAUAGCGACUGUAUCUUUGUAGUAUUUAUAUUUAAACUAUAAAUUGAGUAGAGAAAUGACUCGAUAUUGCAGCAUGAAAUAGACAUCAAAUGUUUACCGUGGCAACCACUAAUGUACAAUUUAGCUGUUUUAAGUUUUAUUGGAAUAAAAAUCUCUGAAUUAUGAAUAUUAUAUUUUUGUGAAAUCGAGUCAUAAUAUGUGUAAGCAGUGUGACCUUGGAAUUUAUAUGAAUUACAGCAGCUUAAUCUCAGUAUAAAAGUGAAAGCCAAAUGUUUUUUUUGACUAAUUAUUAUUUUUUAUUUGUGUUAAUUUAAUCGGUUUGAAUAAUUUUUUGAACUAAAUAAUUAUAUCAAUUUGUUAAUAUUAUUUGAGAUUUUAUUUUUGGUGUAUUUGCGUGUAAUAUUUGACACGUUCGUGUAAACGCCGGCCCAUGUAACACAUCGAUGUAAUAAACUGUAACUAAUUAAA
Bicyclus anynana (squinting bush brown) is the source of this 15038-nucleotide messenger RNA. RefSeq names its product talin-1 (gene rhea). Gene Ontology annotation, molecular function: structural constituent of cytoskeleton; integrin binding; actin filament binding. The record is from RefSeq and is a predicted model, not a curated record. The transcript has 58 exons. The coding region runs from base 682 to 11691 and encodes 3669 amino acids. Gene Ontology annotation, biological process: cell-cell adhesion. Gene Ontology annotation, cellular component: cytoskeleton; plasma membrane; focal adhesion. Lineage: Eukaryota; Metazoa; Arthropoda; Insecta; Lepidoptera; Nymphalidae.